Carcharodon carcharias (great white shark) is the source of this 2307-nucleotide messenger RNA. Its product is annotated as rap1 GTPase-activating protein 2-like. Gene Ontology annotation, biological process: regulation of small GTPase mediated signal transduction; activation of GTPase activity. Bases 57 to 2213 code for a protein of 718 amino acids. Gene Ontology annotation, molecular function: GTPase activator activity. Gene Ontology annotation, cellular component: plasma membrane; cytoplasm. NCBI's taxonomy places the organism in Eukaryota, Metazoa, Chordata, Chondrichthyes, Lamniformes, Lamnidae. The transcript is spliced from 25 exons. The record is from RefSeq and is a predicted model, not a curated record.
UUAAAGGCAGGAGGUUCUCUGGCAUUGUCAGUGCGCAGAGCUAGACUCUAGCAACAAUGUUCCGAAGAAAGCGAAGUGUUUCUUUUGGGGGUUUCGGAUGGAUUGACAAGUCUACUGUGGCUGCCUUGAGACAGAGGAAACAAGAGAUGGCUAACGGGGCUGACAUGAGCACGCUGGAACCACACUUAUCACCGCCUCACACAGCUCCCCCAUCCACAAGGUCUACGGAGUUCUUUGACAUGCUGGAAAAGAUGCAGACUGUAAAAUUGGAUGACCAGAAGGACAAGAGCAACAGGCAGAAGGAUGAUUACAUCCCCUAUCCCAGUAUUGAUGAGGUGAUAGAAAAAGCGGGGCCAUAUCAGUCUAUUAUCCUCCCCCAGUUUGGAGGAUACUGGAUUGAAGGAAUGGAGACUGUCAUCACACCAACGUCAUCUGAGAGUAGUUUCUGCGAAGAGGAUGUGGUGGAGAACCUGAGUCCCAGCACCUUCGGGUACAAACUGGAAUGCAACAGCACAGCCAGAGUCUACAGGAAGCACUUUCUCAACAAGGAGCAUUUGAAUUUUUAUACCUCAUGCAGUGUUCUUGGAAAUUUGGUAGUUUCAGUCAAGUAUGAAGAUACUGAUGGGCAAGAAUAUUUGAGGAUCAUACUCAGGUCCAAAUCCAAAACGAUCCAUGAGCGACUCCCUCUUGCUGGAGUACCACGCCUUCCCAGUAUCCCACUGAUAGCAAAGCUUCUCUGUGACGACCUGACCUAUGUGAAAUUCUCCCCUGUUCUUUAUCCGAAGGCAUCCCAGUUAAUAGUCGCAUAUGAUGAACACGAGAUCAAUAACAACUUCAAGUUUGGUGUAAUUUAUCAGAAGGUCAGACAGACUACGGAAGCGGAAUUGUUUGGGAACAAUGAAGAAAGCCCUGUUUUUAAGGAAUUCUUGAACUUACUUGGAGACACAAUUGUGCUCCAGGAAUUCAAAGGCUUUCGAGGAGGCCUUGAUGUUGCACAUGGUCAAACAGGGUUAGAGUCUAUCUACACCACCUUCAAAGACAGAGAGAUAAUGUUCCAUGUUUCCACAAAGCUGCCGUUUACGGAAGGAGACUCUCAGCAGCUGCAAAGAAAACGACAUAUCGGGAAUGACAUUGUGGCUAUCGUGUUCCAAGAAGAAAACACACCUUUUGUUCCGGAUAUGAUCGCUUCCAAUUUCCUUCACGCGUACAUUGUGGUGCAGGUGGAGUCUUCCUGUGCAGAUAAAACUACUUAUAAGGUUUCAGUCACUGCUCGAGAGGGUGUUCGUCUCUUUGGCCCACAGUUGCCAAGCCCACCUGUGUUUAAAAAGGGCCCUGAAUUCAGAGAGUUUCUGCUCACAAAGCUCAUCAAUGCAGAAUCCGCUUGCUACAAGUCUGAGAAGUUUGCAAAGCUGGAGAAUCGCACACGAGCAGCGCUGCUGGACAACCUGCAUGAUGAGCUCCACAGCCAGACCCAGGCCAUGUUGGGGCUGGGCUCUGAUGAAGAGAAGAUGGAGAAUGGCGGCCAUGGAGGAUUCCUAGAGUCUUUCAAGAGGGCGAUCCGCGUUCGCAGCCACUCGAUGGAGACCAUGGUGUCGAGCCACAAGAAACACUACAGCGGAGGGUUGCCGGGCAGCCAGAGUGGUGGGAUCCCACACAGCGUGAUGGAAAUCAUCAAGCACCCCCCUAACCAAGCAAAGCUUCUGAAGAGCCCAGUAAAAAGGAGAUCAGCUCUCUUUCCUCGGCCCCAUACAAGCUCAGAUAGUCAAUUGGAUGGCAGACCACGGUGUGAAAGCCUGUCGAGUUUAACGAGGACCCCUGAGAGUGGUCAGAUCUCAUCGGACAUCAGAUGGGAAACAUCCUCCAACCCAAGCUCUCCUGAAAUGGGCCCCAACAAAGACAGAACCUUCAACAAACUCAAGGAGAAUGGCAGGGGCAACAUCUCCCGUUCAUCGUCAAGUACGAGUAGCUUCAGCAGCACGGCUGGCGAGAAUGAAGUAUUGGAGGAAUACGAGGCCAACACAGGUAAUCAGCCACCUACAGCAUUCCCUUUCAGGCAAGAUGUUUCUGCUUACUGCAAUGAAAACCAAAGUGGCUCAAGCCAAACGAGCUUGUGCAAGAGCCCCACAGACACCGCAAAGUGUAAAAGCUCUCCAAGACCGACUUUGAAGUUCAGAUUUGAGAAGCUCCAUUACAGUUCAAACCCAGGUCACUAGCAGAAGUCAGUGCCCCACCUGACAACAUGCACUUGUAAGUGAACACCAUUUCAGGGAUAAUCCAGCUAACAGUAAAAGGUGCCCUUCAUUCCCU